AGAGCCCGCCCCCGAUGACGUCAACAAGAUGUAAAUGGUCCGCAUCGUGGCCCGCUCGGCCUUUUUCGUCUCACGGCAGGAUUGGGGCCGCAGGUUUUCUGUCUCGGGAAGAUUGAACACCAAAGCGGCUAAAAUGAUCAUCUACAAGUGUAUCAUCACCGACGAUGAGAUGUUCUCAGACGUCUACACCAUCAAGGAGACUCCAAUCUUCUACGAAGUGGAAGGAAAGCACAUCGUCAGGUCACACGACAUUGAUGAGACUUUACUCGGCGCCAAUGCUUCGCUCGAGGACCAGGGGGAAACCACAGACGCAUCUGUAGAGUCUGGCGUAAACAUUGUCCUCUUCCACAAGCUGCAGCAGACGACCUUCGACAAGAAGAGCUACCUCGUCUAUAUCAAGGAAUACGUCAAAGCCUUAAAGGCAAAGCUGCAGGAAACCAACCCUGACCGAGUGGAGCAGUUUGUGGCCGAUGCCGCUGUGGAAAUCAAAAAGCUCCUCCCGGGUUUCAAGAAUUUUCAGGAUCACUACAGUGAAUCAUCUUCCUCCAUCUCCCCCUGACCUCUGCUUUAUCUCCAGCUAUCUCCAAAAUGUUCCCUCUCAUCCCUAAAUCUCCUAUUUGUUCUUCCAUUUCCAGCAUCCUUCCACCAAGAGCUAGAGAGCGAGAUAUGUAGAGAUUAGGGGUUGAAUGAUUUAAAAUGUUUUUGUAGUCUGCGCAAAGGUGAUGAGUCAUAUCUUUUAAGCCAUCAACUCGCUAUCCAUGCAAUUAUUUGCCUUCAGCCUCCAAAUAGACUCACUUGUCCAAUCACAUUCAGAUACCUUCACAUAACUGCAGGGUCACUACUACUAGGUACUACGAGUACCAAAAAAUCACAAGAGGAGGAAAUGCUUGACAAUGUAUAGUAGCGACCCGGCGUCUGACCAUCUCAAAUGGAUUCUUGCUGGAGUUCGCUAAGCUCAGACCAUUUGUAAGAGUGUUGUUUUGUUUAUGGUGUAGUUACGGCCACCUUUUACUGUUCAUUUUCACAAAGACGAUCGAACAUUGGGUCAUUUCAUUGCAUAGGCAGCCACUACAGUGCAUUGUCUACCUUUCUCUGUUCAAGGAGCGCAUUUGAAUUUGACAACAGCUGACAUGAAGAUUUAGGCUGUUUGUCAGCUGGUGUUUGCCUUUUCAGAUGGGCAUGCAUUGAUUAAAAAUGCAACUCCACUAUCAUGCUGAAUGGCCAGUCUCAUAGUGUAGGACAUCAUAACCAGGCUCAAAAAAUGUUGAGCUUUUAUCAUAUUUGAGGAUAGACUUCCAUAUUUUGAAAGUGACCUUGGUACCAGUCUUGUUUUUACUAAAAUAUUUCCACGCUUGAGGCACCACUGCUAGUGUGCCACACAGGCCCACCACCUGUUGCCUUCUGUGCGCCAUCCACGUUAUUGGCAAAACACUUGAUUGGAAAUUAAUCGCCAAAGCUAUAAUUCCAUUGUACAGUGGUAAAGAUGUCAACUAAUCGGUUCAACUCAUAGUAGAGCUGUUAAAAAGAUAUUUUAAUUGGUUAAAUACAAUAUUUAGAGCUGUGAAGCAAACUUAAGUCUCCUGGAGCAUUAUACAAAACGCUUAUUUUAUUUGUGCUUAAGCAACAAAUAUGACUGCUCACUCACUAAAUUUGUUUUUCUUUAGUUUAUAUAGGUCAUCUAUGUAAGGAUGUUUAUUUGAGAGUCUGUGGAUACAUGAGUUAAAUCCCAGUUUUCUUUGUCAGUUUUACACAGGUGAGUCCAUGAACGUUGAUGGCAUGGUUGGAAUUCUGGACUACCGUGAGGACAAUGUCACACCUUUCAUGCGC
Molecule: messenger RNA, 1827 nt
Organism: Phyllopteryx taeniolatus (common seadragon)
Lineage: Eukaryota; Metazoa; Chordata; Actinopteri; Syngnathiformes; Syngnathidae
Gene: tpt1
Product: tumor protein, translationally-controlled 1
Exons: 5
Coding region: 35-559 (174 amino acids)
Cellular component (GO): cytoplasm
Molecular function (GO): calcium ion binding
Source: RefSeq, a predicted model, not a curated record